Molecule: messenger RNA, 982 nt
Organism: Dioscorea cayenensis subsp. rotundata (Guinea yam)
Lineage: Eukaryota; Viridiplantae; Streptophyta; Magnoliopsida; Dioscoreales; Dioscoreaceae
Product: ribulose-phosphate 3-epimerase, cytoplasmic isoform
Exons: 8
Coding region: 157-843 (228 amino acids)
Biological process (GO): pentose-phosphate shunt, non-oxidative branch; pentose-phosphate shunt; carbohydrate metabolic process
Cellular component (GO): cytosol
Molecular function (GO): D-ribulose-phosphate 3-epimerase activity; metal ion binding
Source: RefSeq, a predicted model, not a curated record
ACGGGUCGCAAAUUCCAACCCGAAUCCGAUAAUAACAACCCAUCCGAUUCCUGAGCGGCUCCGUUACGACCAUUUGACUGCUUGCUUUUUGUGCGGUCCGACCAAACUCCCGGCGACCCUCAAACAAACACACCAGAGACAGAGAGAGAGAGAGAGAUGGGGGUGGAGGCGAAGAUAGCACCGUCGAUGUUGUCAUCGGACUUUGCGAACUUGGCGGCUGAGGCGGAGAGGAUGCUCCAAUGCGGAGCUGAUUGGCUUCAUAUGGACAUCAUGGAUGGGCAUUUUGUUCCUAACUUGACCAUUGGAGCCCCAGUGAUUGAGAGUUUACGAAAGCACACAGAGGCAUACUUGGACUGUCAUCUCAUGGUCACAAAUCCUCUAGAUUAUGUGGAGCCAUUGGCAAAAGCUGGUGCUUCAGGGUUUACAUUUCAUGUUGAGGUGUCCAAAGAUAACUGGCGUGAACUCAUUCAGAGCAUUAAGGCAAAGGGCAUGCGACCUGGGGUGUCAUUGAAGCCUGGAACUCCUAUUGAAGAGGUUUAUCCAAUGGUUGAAGACAAAAACGCAGUGGAAAUGGUCCUUGUUAUGACAGUUGAACCUGGUUUUGGUGGCCAAAAGUUUAUGCCCGAAAUGAUGGAUAAGGUCCGUGCAUUGAGAAAGAAGUACCCUUCUCUAGAUAUAGAGGUUGAUGGUGGAUUGGGUCCUUCAACUAUUGAGAUGGCGGCUUCUGCUGGAGCGAACUGCAUUGUGGCUGGGAGUUCAGUGUUUGGAGCUGCAGAACCAGCUGAAGUUAUAUCCCUUCUAAAGAAAACUGUCAAUGAAGCUCAACAAAACAAGGGUGAUUAGCUACUAUCAUGUGAGAAAUAAUUUGUUACAUCUUAAAACCUUUUUGCUGUAAUUUGAUACUGUGACAAACUAAAAAGAGAAUACCCUUGGAAGCAUUUAUGAAAUAAACAAAAAAAGGAACCUUGUAUAUGUUUGAUUA